Lepisosteus oculatus (spotted gar) is the source of this 5049-nucleotide messenger RNA. The record is from RefSeq and is a predicted model, not a curated record. NCBI's taxonomy places the organism in Eukaryota, Metazoa, Chordata, Actinopteri, Semionotiformes, Lepisosteidae.
CAUUCUCUGAAAGAGAGAGAGGACUUGGAAUAAAAAAGGCUGAGGUGGUGCAGAUAAUACCAUACGCUAGUCGGUCUGGGAAAAUACCGUACCAGGAACAUGUACACCAGAGCUGCGUUGGCAGGCAGGCAGCGGGGCCUUCACAGGAAUGUCGCCGUCUGAGGAGGGAGGCAGCCCGGUGUGAGAGAGAGGGACGCGCGGUGGGAUGGAGCAGGCUGAGCGACCACCGCUGGAGUUUCUGUACCACGCUCUGUCCGUCUCGGCUGUCUGAGACUCGACUCCCAAUCCCUGUCACUUGUCUCUCCCCUUUUCCUCGCUGCUUUCCUUUCCUCCACAGCCACAUCAGCAGGAUUAGUGGUGAGAGAAUUGCAGCAAUUAUAGUAUUUUUUUUUGCCGUGUACGUGUUUAUUUCGUGCUCUCCGUUUCAUCUCCGGAAAGAACAUAUUUUUGUUUUUGUUUUCCCUUUCCUGGUAAUCAGAGGUGUGACAGUCGCGUGUCUUGUUCUGUGGCUGGAGGCUCUUGGCACACUCUGUGCAGUGCGUGCGUUUGAUGGGUGCACCGUCUCACCACUAGCCAGUCCCAGCUCCUCGGCAGCGCAAGGAGCAGUGUGACACGGCACCCUGCACUUUUUGAAGGGAUCUUCAGGUACUGUCAGUCUGUGAAAAAAGAAGACUAGGACCUACAGCAAAAACAAAAACUACACUCAUUUUUUGUGGAGAGGAAGAAGCCAAAAUCCGGAUUCCUCCCUUUAUACUUUUGUAACUUUUCCUCCUUACGUUCGGGUCCAUACGUAUUUUAUUAUUAGUGUUUCUAUUAAUAUUACAAGACUAAUAAGAGACCACUAUUUUAAACUUUUUUUUAAUCAUUUAGGAAAGUCGUACUUCGAAUGAAGUUCGAAACCUUGACUGUUCUUCAUGAAGGUAAUCAUCAAAAAAAGUUAGUAGCAGAGGUUUAAUCAUUUUAUAAUUUAAAUGUAGUAUUAUAGGCGACAUAACCCGUUUUUCCGUUUCAAUAUAGCUACUAUCAUUUAAACGUUAUUUUAUUUUAUAUGAAGUAUUCAUUUUUCACAUAUUUAUUGAUUUAUUAAUCCAUCCUCUAGUUUUGUAACAGCCAUUACAAGUUAAAUAUUUUCAACACACAAGUACCUUGACUUCAGUCCUCUGAAGGUAUUUGAGCUCAGUUCUGUACCCAGCUGCCAUGCACUGACGAUGUGCGCGGCUCGGUUCGGCGGGAGCCUCAAUGGCUGUCUGGAGGAACACUCAAACGGACCCGGGCCCGCAAGUUCGCCCAGGUUGCUAGACUGGGCCGAGGUCGGGUCGCGGAUUCUGCGGAGCCUUGCGAUCGGGACUGUGAUGACCGUCUUCUACCAGAAAAAAUCCCAGCGACCGGAGAGGAGAACUUUCCAGAUCAAACAAGAUACCCGGCAGAUAGUGUGGAGCCGCAACCCGGACAAACUGGAAGGCGAGAUUGACAUCCGGGAGAUUAAAGAGCUACGCCCGGGGAAGUGUUCCCGGGAUUUUGAGCGGUAUCCCGAGGAAGCGCGCAGGCUGGAUCCCUCAACUUGCUUCGUCGUGCUGUAUGGCCUGGAGUUCCGCCUGAAGACGUUGAGUCUUGCCGCAUUCAGUGAGGAAGAGGUGAAUAUGUGGCUGACUGGGCUAAACUGGCUGGUGAUGGACACCCAGAGGGCCUCAGCCCCCUAUCAGAUCGAGAGGUGGCUGCGGAAACAGUUUGACGCCAUGGACAGAAACAAAGAGGGCAGCAUCACAGUGAAGGAUGUGAAGGCCUUGCUGCCUCAGAUCAACUACAGAGUGCCCAAUAUGCGCUUCCUCAGGGAUAAACUACAGGAGGUGGAGGCACGCUGUGACCUAUCCUUCCCCCACUUCUGUCAGCUGUACAGGACCCUCAUGUUCGACGCACAGAAGAGUGUAAUCGAGCAGCUGGAGCUGUCCUUCCCCCUGCGGAAUGUAGACCGUCCAGAACUAUGCCAGAUCUCACUCUAUGACUUCCAGAAAUUCUUGCAGCUGGAUCAGAAGGAGAUCUGGGCAGCAGAGCUGAGUCAAGUCCGGGAGUUCCUGUGUGGCUACCUGAAGGACAGGCAGCAGACAAUGGAGCCCACAUUGCAAUUAGAUGAGUUCCUGACAUUCCUUUUCUCAAGGGAGAACUCGAUUGUGGAGCCACGCGGCAUGCCAGUCUGCCCCGAGGAGAUGAAGAGACCACUGUCCCAGUACUGGAUUUCCUCAUCUCACAACACUUACCUGACGGGUGACCAGUUCUCUAGCGAGUCAUCCCUGGAGGCCUACGCCCGGUGCCUCAGGAUGGGCUGCCGCUGCAUAGAGUUGGACUGCUGGGAUGGGCCAGAUGAUCUGCCCAUCAUCUAUCACGGCCACACGCUGACCUCCAAGAUCAAGUUCCUGGACGUUCUGCACACCAUCAAGGAGCAUGCCUUCGUCACCUCGGAGUACCCGGUGAUCCUGUCGAUUGAGGACCACUGCAGUGUGGUGCAACAGAGGAACAUGGCCUCCCUCUUCAAGAAGGUGUUUGGGGAGAUGCUGCUGACCAAACCAGUUGAUGUCAACGCCGAGGAGCUGCCCUCCCCCCACCAGCUGCGCAGGAAGAUCCUCAUCAAGCACAAAAAGCUGGCCGAGGGGACACUGUAUGAGGAGGUGACGUCGGCGAGCUACUCGGAGAGCGACAUCAGCAACUCCCUCCGCAACGGCAUCCUGUACCUGGAGGAUCCCAUCGACCAUACCUGGACCCCCCACUACUUUGUCCUGACCAGCAACAAGAUCUACUACUCUGAGGAAACAUCUCGCUACCAGAGCCCGGAGGAGGAGGAGGAAGAGGAGAAUAAGGAGGAGCUGAACCACAACGAGCUGCACUGCAGCGAGCGCUGGUUCCACGGGAAGCUGGGCGGCGGCCGCGACGGGCGGCAGGUGGCCGAGAAGCUGCUGCAGGAGUACUGCGGCGAGGGCGGGGGCAAGGACGGCACCUUCCUCGUGCGCGAGAGCGAGACCUUUGUCGGGGACUACACCCUCUCUUUCUGGCGGUCUGGACGUGUGCAGCACUGUCGCAUCCACUCAAGGCAGGAGGCAGGUUCGACCCGGUUUUAUCUCACGGACAAUCUGGUGUUUGACAGCCUGUACCAGCUCAUCUGCCACUACAGAGAGGUGCCGCUGCGGUGCAACGAGUUUGAGAUGAGGCUGGGCAGUCCUGUUCCCCAGCCCAACGCCCACGAGAGCCGAGAGUGGUUCCACGCUUGUCUUACCCGUCUCCAGGCAGAACACAUGUUGAUGAGGGUGCCGAGAGACGGGGCCUUCCUAGUGCGAAAACGCAGCGAGGCCAACAGCUAUGCCAUCUCCUUCAGGGCGGAGGGGAAGAUAAAGCACUGCCGCAUCCAGCAGGAGGGCCGGAUGUUCAUGCUGGGCAGCUCAGCAGAGUUUGAGAGCCUGGUAGACCUGGUCAGCUACUACGAGAAGCACCCGCUCUACCGCAAGAUGAAACUGCGCUACCCCAUCAACGACGACACCCUGGACAGGAUGGGCACCACGGAACUGGAUUAUGGGGCACUGUAUGAGGUUCGUACCCCACACUUCUACGUGGAAGCGAACAAGAUGCCCACAGCCAGGAUCUAUCGAAGGAGGAAUGCGCAGAGGAGACCUGGCCGACUGAGCGAGUGUACAGUGAAGGCCCUGUAUGACUACAGGGCCCAGCGAGAGGAUGAGCUCUGCUUCCCCAAACAGGCACUCAUCCUUAACGUGGACAAGCAGGAGGGUGGCUGGUGGCGUGGUGACUAUGGGGGCAAGAAACAGCUGUGGUUUCCUGCCAAUUACGUGGAGGAAGUCCCCAGCUCUCCCACGCGUGAGCAGGAUGAGGCUUCAGCAGAGAACAGUCCUCUGGGUACCUUCCUCAAGGGUUUCAUUGAUGUGCCAACCUGCCAUGUGGUGAUACAAAAGGAUGGGAAGAACUCCAGGCCCUUUGUGUUCACAUUACACUCCCAGCAGAUGUCUCCCCCUGUCCAGAUGCUGGACGUGGCGGCCGACACCCUGGAGGACCUCAACGGCUGGGUGUCCAAAAUCCGUGAGGCUGCACAGAAUGCAGAUGCACGGAUGCAGGAAGAGAAGCAGAUGGAAAGGAGGAAGAAGAUUGCGCUGGAGCUGUCAGAGCUGGUGGUGUACUGUAGACCUGUGCCUUUUGAUGAGGAGAAGAUUGGUACGGACCGAGCAUGUUACAGAGACAUGUCGUCAUUCCCCGAGACGAAGGCGGAGAAAUACGCUAACCGCGCCAAAGGCAGGAAGUUCCUGCAGUACAACCGGCGCCAGCUGUCCCGUGUCUACCCCAAGGGCCAGCGGCUCGACUCCUCCAACUACGACCCUCUACCCAUGUGGCUGUGUGGCUCACAACUUGUCGCACUCAACUUCCAGACUCCAGAUAAGCCCAUGCAGCUGAACCAGUCUCUGUUCACGCUGGGGGCAGGCAGCGGUUAUGUGCUCCAGCCCGACAUCAUGAGAGAGGAGUCUUUCGACCCCUUCGACAAGAGCACCCUUAAUAUUGAGCCCAUCACCAUACAGCUGCAGGUGCUGGGCGCCCGUCACUUGCCCAAGAAUGGCCGCAGUAUUGUGUGUCCCUUUGUGGAGGUGGAGGUAUGCGGCGCAGACUUCGACUGCAGCAAAAACAAGACUGAUGUCGUGGCGGACAAUGGGCUGAACCCUGUGUGGCUACAGAAGCAGUUUGUUUUCGAUGUGCACAACCCUUCCUUCUCCUUCCUGCGCUUUGUGGUGUACGAGGAGGACAUGUUCAGUGACCCCAACUUUCUGGCCCAGGCCACCUUCCCCAUUCGCAGCCUCAAGACAGGUAUGGCACACCGAGAAAUCCCCAAAUAUACAGUAGGCAGAUUACAAUAAUCCCAAAGCUGGGACAUAAACUGGGCAGAAAAUUGCAAAGUACAGCACAGCGUGUUGCAGUAGCACUAUGUGUAUCAAAUUAACAUUAAUAUUGUGCGUAUACUGUAUAUGCAGCAUUUUAGUACAUCACAGCAGCAAUGUGUGUAUU